AUGGAGGAUGUGCAUGGAUCUCGCAAAGUGCAAGUAACUAUUUUGGCUUCUGAAUGGGGAUCAAGUAAAGGGGGACUUUCCACCAUAAACAGGGAGUUAGCCAUUCAGUUGGCCAAAUGCCCUGAAGUGGAAAUCACUUUCUUUUUACCAAUAUGCAGUCAAAAGGACAAGAAGUUAGCCUUGAAACAUAACGUAAAGAUCGUUGAGGCAACACCAAUGCCUGGCUUUGAGUCUCUGGACUGGCUUUUCUUUCCGCCUGACGAUUUGCAAAUCGACAUUAUCGUAGGUCAUGGAGUUAAACUCGGUAUCGUGGCACUAAACAUUAAAAGAUCUGAAAGGUGCAAAUGGGUUCAAGUAGUGCACACGGAUCCAGAGGAACUUGGAAUGUUCAAAAACUAUUCAGAUCCAAUUUCAAAAGGCGAGAUAAAGCACACGACCGAAGUAAAGCUGUGUAAAAUGGCGGAUCAUGUUGUUGGGGUUGGUUGGAAGUUGAGUGAGGCCUUUCGCUCCUAUCUCCGCAGCUUCAAAAACGAUGACAAUGUAGUUGACUUCACUCCGGGAGUAUUUGAAGAGUUUGCGGCUGUGAAGCAGGCUCCUAGCGAAAGGCAACAGCGCACUGUGUUGGUGUUUGGUCGUGGGGACGCAGAGGAUUUCGAACUUAAGGGAUUGGACAUCGCUGGAAAAGCGGUCGCUGCAUUACAAGAUACUCGUCUUCUGUUUGUUGGUGCUCGAGAUGGAAAACACGAAGAAAUAUCAGAACGGCUGACCGAAUGUGGUGUCCCUGCACGUCGCUUGAGAGUAAGAGGAUUUGUUGAAGAUCGAGAGAGUCUAAGCCGCUUGUUUCAAGAAGUGGAUCUUGUUGUCAUGCCUUCAAGAACAGAGGGCUUUGGGUUGACAGGUCUUGAGGCUCUUUCAGCUGGUGUCCCUGUGCUUGUCAGUAGCAAUUCGGGUUUUGGAGAAGCACUGUGCAGUGUACCAUUUGGUUCGUCCUUUGUAGUAAACUCAGACGAUCCUAAUGUUUGGACCGCAAAGAUCAUGAAAAUUUGGGCAAAGGACAGAAAAAGCCGACUUAAGGAAGCGGAAACCUUACGUCAUUCUUAUGAGAAAAAAUACAACUGGGCGAGGCAGAUGAAAGAUCUUGUUGCAAAAAUGAUCACCUGGACUUAUGGUAUGAAUAGGAAUUAUCGUCUUCUUGGUAAAAAAAAAAUGUACCGGCCUAUAACAAAAAAACAAUGAUAGGAAAAAUUCAAAACAAACAUAGACCAAAAUCAUUUUUGGGUAUUAACACACAGAGAACUAUAUAGAUUAAAUUAGUUUAUGCACCGCUUGCAGUUGUUAACAGUCCUGAUUGAUAGGCUAGUUUACGUACAUAAGGCAGGUAAAUGGAGUAUAGUCUAUAGAAGGAGGCCAUAACCAUUUCAUUCUUUUAUAUGCUUUAUUUGGAGCAGUUGUAUUCCGUACAUUCAUAAUCACCCCAACUAGACUGUAUUUUUCCAUUAAAUUUAACAGAUGACUCUUUAAAGGCCCAGACCUCCUUAGAAACAGAACGCAAGCCCUCUCAACAACUGACUGAGCUUCGUGAAGGUGCGUGUUCUCGAAAGACUNUCACCUGGACUUAUGGUAUGAAUAGGAAUUAUCGUCUUCUUGGUAAAAAAAAAAUGUACCGGCCUAUAACAAAAAAACAAUGAUAGGAAAAAUUCAAAACAAACAUAGACCAAAAUCAUUUUUGGGUAUUAACACACAGAGAACUAUAUAGAUUAAAUUAGUUUAUGCACCGCUUGCAGUUGUUAACAGUCCUGAUUGAUAGGCUAGUUUACGUACAUAAGGCAGGUAAAUGGAGUAUAGUCUAUAGAAGGAGGCCAUAACCAUUUCAUUCUUUUAUAUGCUUUAUUUGGAGCAGUUGUAUUCCGUACAUUCAUAAUCACCCCAACUAGACUGUAUUUUUCCAUUAAAUUUAACAGAUGACUCUUUAAAGGCCCAGACCUCCUUAGAAACAGAACGCAAGCCCUCUCAACAACUGACUGAG
Porites evermanni is the source of this 2026-nucleotide messenger RNA. Lineage: Eukaryota; Metazoa; Cnidaria; Anthozoa; Scleractinia; Poritidae. The record is from the annotation of a GenBank genome assembly.